Messenger RNA from Zingiber officinale, 3683 nucleotides. RefSeq lists its product as uncharacterized. The record is from RefSeq and is a predicted model, not a curated record. The transcript is spliced from 14 exons. Lineage: Eukaryota; Viridiplantae; Streptophyta; Magnoliopsida; Zingiberales; Zingiberaceae. Gene Ontology annotation, biological process: protein ubiquitination. Gene Ontology annotation, molecular function: ubiquitin-protein transferase activity; RNA binding. The coding region runs from base 183 to 3323 and encodes 1046 amino acids. Gene Ontology annotation, cellular component: CCR4-NOT complex.
AUUGAAAGAGCGAGAGAGCAAUUGAUCCAAAGGAAAGGGUUUGGUUUCUUCUCGAUCCCUCGUUCUGUCGCUCUCUCGCUCGUUCGCCGUCGUCUCGCCUCUCAUCGAGCCGAUCUUCCCCGCCCCAAUCUGUUGUGCUAAGCCGCCCUCAACAACGUAAUCUUCCUCCUCUCCGGUAGACCAUGAGUGACGACGGAGAAAGGACUUGCCCUUUGUGCGCGGAGGAAAUGGACCUGACCGACCAGCAGCUGAAGCCCUGCCAUUGUGGAUACGAGAUUUGUAUUUGGUGCUGGCAUCACAUAAUUGAAAUGGCUGAAAAGGAUGACACAGAAGCCCGAUGUCCAGCAUGUCGUACACCUUAUGACAAGGAUAGAGUCCUGAAAGUAGCUGCUGCUACUUCUGAGAGGAUAAUAGCUGAGGUUUACUCUGAGAAAAAGCAAAGGUCUCACAAAACAAAGGCAAAGAUUUCUGCAGAAGUUAUGAAACACCUUAGCGAUGUUAGAGUAAUGCAAAAAAAUCUUGUAUACGUAACAGGAUUACCAGGAAACUUAUGUGAUGAAAAUAUUCUCGAACGCAAGGAAUACUUCGGACAGUAUGGUAAAGUUUUAAAGGUUUCAAUUUCACGUCCAGCUGGCACCGCUCCUCAAAAAACAUUUGGCGUGUAUAUCACAUAUGCGAAAGAGGAAGAAGCAGUUCAAUGCAUACAAGCAGCACACAAUUAUGUUUUAGAAGGUAAAACCUUGAGAGCAUGCUUUGGUACCACAAAAUAUUGCCGUGCAUGGUUGAGGAACUUGACCUGCAGCAAUCCCGAUUGUCUGUAUUUGCAUGACGUAGGGAGCCAAGAGGAUAGCUUUACAAAAGAUGAGACAAUUUCAGCAUAUACUAGGAGUAGGGUUCCACAAACUGCUUUGAACAAUUCACAGCGACGGUCUGGAAAUUUGUUGCCUCCUCCAGUGGACGAUGUCAGUAUUAAUGGAACAGGCUCGGACAAGCAUCCAGUCAAAGGUUCCUCUAAUGUAUUCAUGCAUAAUGCUCCCUGCCAGGUCAAAGGUUCUCCUCCCAAUAGUAGUCUUGGAAAAUUCAAUGCUUUACCAGCAGCUGCUUCAUGGGGUCUUCGUGGUUUGAAUUGUCGAAUAACUUCAAAUGCGCAAUGUUCUCAAACUUUUGCCAGACAAAACGUAGAGACUAGCAAAAGUUCUACUUUGCCUUCUCCACUGAUGAAAAGUCCAAUUCAACCUUCAGAAAAUCUUGAUGAAGUGAUUACAACUUCAAAGGUACCUGAAAGAAAUGUAGCUGAUGCCGUAUUAUCACCAUCAGAGAAAUUACAACUUGAUAACUGGCUAGAUUCAAGACUGUCUAAAUCGUUGGCUGCAGUUUUUGAAAGUGAUUAUCCUUUAGUAUCUGCAUGGGAUGAUGAUACCAUUAUCACACCGAAGCCCAAGGAAGACAGGGAAGAUUUGGAUGACAGAUCCAUUGGUCUGGAUUCUAUAAACUUGAACACUGGCCGACAGCAACCUACAUCUUUAUCACAUUUGCCAACCCAGGUUGUCCUGGAGACAACAGAUGUUUCCCAGGUUUCUUCAAGUUGCUUAUCAAGCCCUCUUGUUGAACCACUCGAAGAUAAGGAAAACAUCAUAAAUUUAAGCAGUGGUGAGAUGAUGCUGAGAAAUAGCACUAUGCUUAAAUGUAAUGUUAGACAGCUUAGCAAUUCUGAUCCUGUUGUAGUUGAGCAUGAUUCAGCUAUCAUCAAUGGUGAUGUACAUAGCUUGGUCUUAGGAUCUUCGUCUGUUAAUUUGGAUAGCUCGGAUAGCUCGACAAUGAAACAGAUAAAUAUUGGUCAACAUCAGACCUUAGCCUCUAAUCUCUCUUCAGUUGUUUUGACCCGGAGUCGAGAUUUUAAUUCAGAGCCUGUAGCCUUGAGCAUGGGUGAGUCAUCGGAUUGGAGCAAUGAUCCCCAAGGGCAACAGUUGAUAUCUGCGAUGAAUGAGAUGGAUAAUCCAUUGAAAGAGCAGAACCACUCUUUGCAUUCUUUAAAUAACCAGGAUAAUAAUACAAGCCAUUUAAGUUCUACUUCCUUGUGGAAUGGACUUGGCAAUAAGCAAGGACCAGGUGGUGAGAGUUCUGUGGAUAUUGAUACCAAUUGUUCCUUGGGAGAAAAAGAUUCUGCUGUACAUAAUGGAGCCCAAAUAGUCGAUGUAUGCAUAAACUCCUUGAGCAGGAAUGAUUCAGGGAGUUCCGAGUUCAACUUCAUCAAAGAGAGUGUGCGACCUCUAGGUAGGAGUGCUACAACUAACACUGUCAAGGAUGCCUUUGUAGAUAAAACAGGAGAGAGCAGCAUCAUAUCAGAUAUUUUGUCAUUAGACUUUGAUCCAUGGGACGAAUCAGUAUCCCCUGCUAACUCUUUGGCUAAGUUGUUGGGUGAAACAAAAAAGCAAGAUGGAUCAUUUAGCUUAUCCAGUUCAUCAAGAAGUGCAACCAAUAAUCAGUCUAGAUUUUCUUUUGCCAGGCAAGAAAAUCAAUCAAGUCUUCUAGAAACUCCCAUUGGAGAAUCUAAUUAUGUGCAGAAACUUUGUUCCUCAUCACAGAACUCGUACCAAGAUAGUUUUUACAGUGAUUUUCAAGUCAACGAUUAUGCAGGCCCUUCCAUUGACCAAAAUUUUGAUGAUUCUAAUAGGAGUGGUGUUUCAAGGGCCAAGAUUGCUGUUCCACCUGGAUUCUCUGCUCCAAGCAGAGCACCUCCUCCAGGGUUUUCUUCUCAAACCAGAUUUAACCAGACUUAUGAUGGUGCCUACUCAGGUGAAAAUCAUUAUCAAUCGCAUUCAGUUAGUCAUUCUGGUGAUGUGGAGUUUAUAGAUCCUGCAAUAUUGGCUGUUGGCAAGAGCCGGAUAACUGUUGAACCAAAUAACUCAACAUUGGGAUUGAAGUCAUCAUUUCCUGCACAAUUUGUCACUUCUGAUAAUGACCCAAGGUUUCACCUACUGUCACAGCAGAUGAUUUCUUCUCAUCAAAACAUGAGGAUACCAGAUAUGGAAGAAACAUUCUGGCCACUAAAUGAUGCUUUUGCUGCAUCUAGACUUUUAGCACAAAGUCAUACAAGGUUUUCUCCUCUUGCACAGUUGUCGCACCAGCAACCAAGAAAUCCACUUUACUCAAAUAGCCAUUGGGAUUCCUGGAAUAAUUUGCAUACUGUUGCUGACAUGGGCAUGGGGGAGGUCUUCAGGAAUGAAAGAAUUGGGCUCAAUGACUACUACAAAAGCACUCCUGAAAACAAGUUCCACAUGCCAAGUGCAAGUGAUCUAUACAGCCGAGCAUUUGGGAUGUGAACCGUGUAACUCAGAUCUUGACCACCUGAUUACGUAAAUGCCUCUAUCUGUGGGUAGUAAAAUUGGUUCUUGGAGCAGAUGUGAUUGUUGACAUGCCAUGAUGAAAAAAUAAAAAACAACAGAGCUUGGUAUGGUGUCUUUCAUUAUCAGGAAGGCCUUAGGUUUUGCCAUGAUUUUACGAUCCAGUUCUCAAAUCUCAAGCAUAGAUUCAUCACAGAAGGUUCCCUAUUUUGACAUUUAUUUUGUUUGCUCGGUCAUGGUGCGUAGGGUGGGAUUGUUGACAUAUUUUUGUAAAUCUGAAAGAUUGAAAAAUACAUGUAAUGCUGAUUUUGUAUUGGAGUGUACUAUUUAUCAGCCAAA